This is a messenger RNA of Dermatophagoides farinae (American house dust mite), 3884 nucleotides long. The record is from RefSeq and is a predicted model, not a curated record. Lineage: Eukaryota; Metazoa; Arthropoda; Arachnida; Sarcoptiformes; Pyroglyphidae.
AUCAUCAUCAUCAUUAUUCGAAAUUCGAUUUUUUUUAAAUUUAUCACUAAACGAUUGACACAACAUAAUGAUAUUUUCUAUAAAAGAAUCCAAUGCUAUCAGUGUGUCUGUGUGAUGUUCGAUGGUGUAUGAUGUGUGUGUGUGUUUGGUGCAGAACACAGACAUCAACACACACAUUUUUUUUCUAUUUGUUUUUCUCUUUCUCCGUGUGUCUGUUUGGUGUUUUUGUGUGACAAAAAAGAAAAUAUUUUAAAUUCUUCUCCAUUCUGCUGUCAUUGUUUGUUUUUCUAAUGAUUUAAUCAAAAAAAAAAAAAAAAAAAAAAUGCCUAAAAAUAAUAAAAUAUCAUCAUCAAAUAAACAACAACAGCCUGCAUUUGAAAAUGCAGCGCUUGCAUUCGUUUAUAAAUCAUUGAAUCGUGAUCCAAAUAAAAGAAAAAUUAAACCCGUUGAAAGUAUAUUGUCAAUGGACGAUGAUCUUGGUGAUAGUGAAAGUGAUGAUAGUGAUUAUAAUCCACCCGGAAAUGUUGACGACGAUGAUGUUGAAAUUGAUUCCGAUGAUGGUGAUGGUGAUCAACAACAAAUGAAUUCGGAUGGUGAUUCAUCGUCAUCUUCUUCAUCGAAUGAAACUGAUGAUUCCGAUUCCGAUGAUGAUGAUGAUGAUUCUGAUGAAGAUGGAGAAUCAUCUUCAGAAGAUGAUGAUGAAGAAGACGACGAGAAUAUAAAUGGUUCGAAAUUGAAAACAAAAAAUAAAUUGCUCAAUCAAUCAUCAUCGAAAUUAUCACCAAAAUCUAGUCAACGUGAUCAUCAUGCUACGAAUUCAAAUUCUCAAUCAACAAAUGAUAUAGAAAUGGCGAAUAAUUAUCGUAAAAUACUUAUAUGUUCAGUUUGUUUGGGUGAACAAUCACUUGCUGAUGAUGAAUUGGUUGAAUGUGAUGCAUGUGGUAUUACGGUGCAUGAAUUAUGUUAUGGUAUACAAGCUGAUGAUACGGAAUCAAUACAUUCGAAUGCAUCAUCUGCAUCAACAGAACCUUGGUUUUGUGAUCCAUGUAAAGCGGGUGUAAAACAACCACUUUGUGAAUUAUGUCCAACUCAAGGUGGUAUUUAUAAAAUUACCGACAAUGGAAGAUGGGUCCAUAUGGUAUGUGCAUUAUAUACACAAGGCGUAACAUUUGCUGAUCCAGAAAAAUUUCGUGGACCAAAUUUAUCACAUAUACAAUUCAAUCAUUGGGGUUCAAAAAUCUGUAUGCUAUGUGAAGAUGAAAAUUUUGCACAAACCGGUGUUUGUAUACGUUGUGAUGCUGGAUUUUGUAAAACAAAUUUUCAUGUAACAUGUGCACAACGUCAAGGCCUUUUAACCGAAAUUCGUUCAACGGAACCUGGAGAAAUGCUCGAUCCAUACAUUGCUUAUUGUCGAUUACAUUCGGAGAGGCAAAUGGCUAAAAAGAAACGACAAAAUUAUUUAGCGUUAUUAGCUCGACAUCGAUAUUUAUUGAAACAACAACAUUCAAAUCGACGAAUCGAAGAUUCUAUUACCAAUGGUCGAACAUUGAAUAAGCUAUUUAUACAAAGGGAAAAAUUUCGUAGAAAUUUUCAAUCAAUUGGAAAUACACAAAAUGUUUUAACCAAACGAACACCACGAUUAUUGGAUGCUUCACCAUCGGCAAUGCGUCGUUUAAUGAAUCGUUGUGAAUUGGCUGGUUUUUCCAUUGGUAGAGAAUCAUUUUUAAUUCAAGAAGAAAUGAAUGAUAUAUGCCGUAAAUGGUAUAUACCACCGGCAUUUUCAAUUGAAUAUGUUAGCUAUUAUCAUGAUCGUAAUAGACGGGUAGCAAAAAUGCAAGAACAAUCACAUGAGCUUAUUGAAGAAAAUAAACGAUUGAAUGAUAUUGAAGCCAAACAAUUUGCUAAAUAUAAUAAGUUAUUGAAAAAACAUGAACAACUCAAAACAUCCAAUGAAUUAUUACGACAAAAAAUUCGUCGAUAUUUAGCUGCAUUAAGCUGGUUUCGACCACCACCACCACAAUCAUCUAAGACGGCAAAUUUAAUAAAUGAUGAAAUGAGACGAAUCAAAUUAUUAAAAAUUGGUCAACAAAUAAUGUCAUUACCUGAAAUGCUCAAUACAAAUGACGAACAACAGCAGCAACAACAACAAAAUUCCAAUGGAUUGGCCAAUGCCAAUGAUAAUGGUGCCAACACAUCAUCCACUGCUUUAAAUAAAUCAUUUAAUGGAAAAAAUUCAUCCGCUUCUGGAUCAAAGUCUUCAAAAUCAAUAACAACCACAAAUAUUGUAAAUGAAUUUCAAAUGAAAAAAUGUGCAACAUGUAAAAAAUCCAAAGAACCACAUAUGAUGGCAUUAUGUGAUUCAUGUAAUCUUUAUUAUCAUCUACAUUGUUUGGAUCCACCAUUACGACGAAUGCCAAAGAAAACACGUUUCGGUGGUUGGCAAUGUUCUAAUUGUACCGAAAAUGAAGAACAACAAACCAAUGAUGACGUUAUUGAAAUUGAUGAUGAUGAUAAUGAAGAUGUUGUUGAUCAACAAGCAAACAAUAAAUGUAAUGGAACAAUGUCCACGUCAACCAAUGAUGAUUCGAUGGCUGAUACUUCACAGCAACAAUCAUCAUCGACGACGAAGAAUAAUAUGGUUAAGAAAACACGUAGAGGUUUACGUGAAAAUCCCAAAAUGGUUACAAAAUAUGCUGAUUAUGAUGAAUCAUCGAAUCCAGCAUUAUCAUCAUCAAAUCGUAAGCGACAGAAUAAAAAACGCUCAAUAUUAUCACCGCCACCAUCUCAAUCAAUAUCAGCAUCACCAUCACCAGUUGCAGCAGCAGCAGCUGUAGUAGAAAAUUCUUCAUCAUCAAAUUCAAUCAAUAAUAGUAUUCGUCGUGGACGGAAAUAUAAACCACCGCCACCACCAUCCAAUACUUUAGAAUCAUCAUCAUCAUCACCAGUUCCAACAACAAUCAUUCCUGUUGCAAAAGCAACAACACCUACUACUGUUACCAAGUGUUCAGCAAGCCAUCAAAAUUCAUCACCAUCAUCGACAAAAUCAUUAUUAUCAUCACAAUCAACAACAACAUCGAUAGCGGCCAUUCCAUCCACCACCACAAUAACAACAACACCGACAACUGUUACGGUUGGUCGAAAACGUAAACAAACAGAAGCAUCAUCCAUUCUAUUAAAUACUAGUAAUAGUAGCAAUAAUAUAGUUGAUCAAUCAAAAUCAGUGAAAAAAACUCGUCAACAUGAUGGUAGACUGUGCAAUAAAAAUGAAAAAUCCAAACAGCAGCAGCAGGUGAUUGUAAAAAAGGAAAUUAUCGAUACAAACGAUAAUGUAGUAUCUUCAGAUUCUUCAUCGAUUGAACAAUCGGCAUUAACAAUUGAUGAUAAUCCAUGUAGAAAUUCCAAUGAAACAACGAUACCACAGCCUACAACUGCGGCAACAAUAGCUGCAACAGUUGAUGAUAUUAGUACCGUAUUGAAUGAUAUUAUUUUGUUGGAAGAAGAAGAAGCACAGAAUCAGCAGCAACAGCAAAAACAACAACAACGACAACCAAAAAUUAAGCAAGAAAUCGACACUACAACAAUAACAGUCAAAGAUGAAAUGGUAGAUGAUGUCAAGGAAGAGCCGGACGAUUUUUUGGAUGAAACAACAAAACCUAAUUCCACAGAAUUUAAUGACGAUGAGGAUUAUGACUGAUAAUCAUCAUGUGUUUAUUUUAUUGAUUUUUUUCACCAUCGAUCCUUUCAUUCCUCAUGUGUCCAUAUCUGGCCGCUGCAUAAAAUUUGGCCAAAUUAUUCUUAAUAUCAUCCAUCAAUCAUUAAUCCAUUUAAACAUGUUUUUUUUUUUUUUUAUUUCAUCUCAUUCUCUAUCCAUAUUCUUCGGAUAA